UUUUGUUUUUUUUGGUUCAAUGUUUUCUAUUAGCACUGAAUUCAAUAAUGAUCCAAUAAAUUCAGCCCAGUCACAGUUCUUAACCCGCGAAAGAAAAAAAGAUUCAGGAAUCUAUUUCAUUUGUUAAAGUUUGUGAUUAUAUAUUUUUUUGAUGAACUCUUUGAUUUAUUGUUUCAAUAGAAGAAAGGUUUUCAAAGGAAUUUGAAGAGAAUGCCUCUGGACGAAGAUUAUAAAUAUGCCUUGGAGUUGCAUAAACGUUUAAACGGCGGUAGCGAUGGUAGCGGAGAAGAUUAUGCUGAUAGCGAUAUUCAAUACAUGGGUUCUAACAAAUCCAUUCAGAAUUCAUUGCAAACAAAACGUAAUAAUUUGCGUUCAAAUUCAGAUGACGAUUAUCUAAACAGCACCCAAAAUUUGGUUCAUCCUCAAUGGGAAAUCUUGGAUCCAACGCCUGACAUUUUCGCUCUUUUCGGUCAAUUUGAUAACAAAUUUUUUCAAUGUCGCUUAAAAUGUGUGACUUUAGAAUGGAGUAAACGAAUGUUCAGCUGUGCCGGUAUAUGCUAUUCGCGUAAAAACGCUCUUGGCAUGGAUGUAACGAUACGUUUAAGUGAACCUUUGCUAAAAUUGAGACCACGCAAGGAUUUGAUUGAGACUAUGCUACAUGAAAUGAUUCACGCGUAUUGCUUCGUUUUGCACAUUCGUGAAGGCAAUGGCGGUCACGGCCCUCAAUUUCAGAAAAUAAUGAAUGCCAUUAACCAAACUGCUGGCACGAACAUCACGGUUUAUCAUUCAUUUCAUGAUGAAGUUAAAUUAUAUAAACAACAUUGGUGGCGGUGCAAUGGUGUAUGCCAAAAUCGUUCACCCUUUUUUGGCUAUGUGAAACGCACUUGCAAUCGCGCCCCGGGGCCAAAUGAUUUUUGGUGGGCCAAACAUCAACAGGAUUGUGGUGGAACUUUUAUCAAAAUCAAGGAGCCUGACAAGAAAAGUAAAUCGAAAGCAAACAAAAAAUUGGAAACGAAAAACGAUAAAAAGUCAUAUGGAAAUGAAGAUUUGCGCAAAUUUUUUUCACCAACUGCAAAUGGCUUCCAAGGUCGUGAAGCGAACACAAAAGGUCUUAAUAAUCUAAACAACGGCUUUAAAGGUGGCAGCACUAAAACGAACGGAGGCGGCACUAUAUUAUUAAAUCCUCGUACCAAAACCGCUUCAAACUCCAGCACUUCGGCAGCUAAAAUUUUCCCACCAACAUCAUAUCCUGGUUUGUCGUCCGACCCUAAUCCAACAAAUCAUUCCAGCCCAUCAAGUUUGCCACGGGGCAACUUACGCAAUGUUGUCAGUCUCAAGGAUGUUGGCACUAAUAUAAGGUCAUCAUCUUUCAAAUCGUCCGACUGGGGGAGAGGCAACUCGUUGUCUACAAGUAGUCCAAAAGACAGUGUUCCUAGUGGUCAGGUGGAUCGUCAGCUUUUACGCAAUGUAUGGGCGAAACGUUUUAACAGCUGUGAUGCUGACUGUGAUAAAAGUAACAGUUCGAAGAGACAUAAACGCAGUGAGGACGAAGUCCCGGAUGAUAUUAAACGUAAACGUAUCUCAAACAGUAACAAGUCGCCAGCCUCAUCUGAUCCUAGUUCUCUUGAUAAGAAAUUUUCUAUCGGUGUCCACCGUCGGAAAGACUGCACUGUAAUAGAUGAAAUUAUUGACUUAUCAUCUAGUGAAGAUAGCGACAACGAUAACGAUUUUCAGUAUAAAUUAAUUAAACCGACUAUAAACAAAAAUAUGACAACAGAGGAAAGACAGACCAUGAUUAAGCAAGAAAUAAUUGAUGAUUCCACUUCUCUAUCUGACACUGAUAUUGAAAUUAUUGGCGAUGAAUUUGACGAUAAUUUCGAGGACAGUGACGAAAUGAUAGCUGCGGGUGAACUGGCCGACAUUAGUGUUAUAGAUGAAUUCUUUGGUGAAGAUACUCUUUUAAAAGGAUUUCAAACAGAAAAUGGUUCGUUCGCCUCAGGAUCAAGAUCAAGUUUUAAUAACGAUGUCAUAACAUGUCCUGUUUGCCAAACCAAAAUGCCUAGGUCGCAGUUGGCCGAACAUCUCGACUGUUGCACUGGUAUAAGCGAAAAAAUUGAACAUAAUGAACUAACCAAUAGAAAGGUACCGGCUGUGUCAAAGAAAACUCGAAAAAUGCGCAAAUCAGCUAAAGAUAUAUUACUUGAUGCUGGUUACUCGGAAGCUGAUCUAUCCAAAAUUGUUAAUUUGGAUAAUUUUGAUGAAGAUGAGUAUGAAACUAAGAUAUUGUAGUUCAAAGAUCGGCACUGGCAAUGGAACUGUAUGAUCAACGAACCAUUUAUGAAAUAACACGUGUAUGUUCAAGAAGUGAAAGAACUUCAAAUAACCGAACAUCUCACGGAACGUUUACGCGAGCGAUAAAAUAAGUACAUGCCUGAGGUCGAUCAAAAUACGUUUUUUCAUUUUCCGAAUGUUUUUGAUUUAUUAUUUAAAGCUA
This is a messenger RNA of Glossina fuscipes, 2494 nucleotides long. RefSeq names its product sprT-like domain-containing protein Spartan (gene mh). Lineage: Eukaryota; Metazoa; Arthropoda; Insecta; Diptera; Glossinidae. Gene Ontology annotation, biological process: DNA repair. The transcript has 3 exons. Gene Ontology annotation, molecular function: polyubiquitin modification-dependent protein binding; single-stranded DNA binding; metalloendopeptidase activity. The coding region runs from base 211 to 2289 and encodes 692 amino acids. The record is from RefSeq and is a predicted model, not a curated record. Gene Ontology annotation, cellular component: nucleus.